ACCAAACUGAUUCCCAUGGAAACAUCUUCAUCCUCUGAUGACAGUUGUGACAGUUUUGGUUCUGAUAAUUUUGCAAACACAAAACGUAAGCUUAGGUCGAGUAUUAGAGAACUGGCAAAAGUUUUUCAUGAAGCCUCUGAGAAUGAAUCCUGUGGCUUUUCAGAAAAUGAGGUUCAAGAUGCACUGAAAUUGGAGUCUGAUACAGAGGAGAAUCGUACGCCUGCUGAAAGUGGGGCAGCUCGGAGAAGGCAGAAAAACUCUUUUCCUCUAAAAGUGGCCAUGAAGUUUUCACCUCGAAGAUCACAGAGGAGGAGGAAGGCUGAGGUGGAAUCUCCUCCUGAAACGCUGAUGCCUGCUCUAGAUUCAGACUCUGACACUGAAGAGAAGGGUGCUAUGUUUUUAGAAAAAAGAGCUUUAAACAUAAAGGAAAACAAAGCAAUGCUUGCAAAACUAAUGGCUGAUCUGCAAAAUGUUUCUGGUAUCUUUGGUGAGAAGAAAUCAUCGCCAGCUGUCAGUCAUGGACCAAAGCAACUUCCAAGGCGUUCACUGCCCAGACAUGCUUUGAGGAGGAACCCAGACCGAAGUUCUCGGCCUCACACAAGGUCCAGGUCCUUGAUUGAAGGUCCUCCUACUCCUUUACCAGAAGAGGAAGAUGAUGACCGAUACAUCUUAGUGAGAAGGAGGAAGAUGUCUGAUGAACACCUGGAGCAUGAAGCCCGAACUCCCAGGAGGGGUCACCGUGGUGCCAUAGCUUUUCCACACAUCGUGCGCCCAGUUGAGGACAUAACAAUGGAAGAGCUGAAUAAUAUUUGUGGCUCUGCAAGAGAAAAAGUAUAUAACAGGGCUAUGGGAUCCACCUGUCAUCAGUGUCGCCAAAAAACCAUAGACACCAAGACAAACUGUCGUAACCCUGAUUGUAUAGGAGUGCGGGGCCAGUUCUGUGGGCCCUGCCUCCGCAACAGAUAUGGGGAAGAUGUCAGAACAGCCUUGCUGGAUCCGACAUGGAGGUGCCCACCAUGUCGUGGAAUCUGCAACUGUAGCUUCUGCAGACAACGAGAUGGCCGAUGUGCUACAGGUGUCCUGGUCCAUCUGGCCAAGUACCAUGGCUUUGACAAUGUCCAUGCCUACUUAAAAAGUCUGAAACAAGAACUUGGAAUGGAAGACUGAAGCUCUGACUGCCUUUAAAUUACAUACUCUUUCACCAAUGUCAUGUUAUUGCCUACACAGUGAAGUGUUUAAACAAAUGAGAUUACAAAGUGCCUUCCGUCCUUCCCUCCCCUUUUGGAUAAAAGAGGAUAAAGAACUUGCAUUUAUUUC
This is a messenger RNA of Acanthisitta chloris (rifleman), 1317 nucleotides long. It is a transcript of the gene CDCA7, whose product is annotated as cell division cycle associated 7. Gene Ontology annotation, cellular component: nucleus. Lineage: Eukaryota; Metazoa; Chordata; Aves; Passeriformes; Acanthisittidae. The transcript is spliced from 9 exons. Bases 16 to 1167 code for a protein of 383 amino acids. The record is from RefSeq and is a predicted model, not a curated record. Gene Ontology annotation, biological process: regulation of DNA-templated transcription.